This is a messenger RNA of Pecten maximus, 3291 nucleotides long. RefSeq names its product mediator of RNA polymerase II transcription subunit 17-like. Lineage: Eukaryota; Metazoa; Mollusca; Bivalvia; Pectinida; Pectinidae. The transcript has 14 exons. Gene Ontology annotation, cellular component: core mediator complex; mediator complex. Gene Ontology annotation, biological process: regulation of transcription by RNA polymerase II. The coding region runs from base 1 to 1932 and encodes 643 amino acids. The record is from RefSeq and is a predicted model, not a curated record. Gene Ontology annotation, molecular function: transcription coregulator activity.
AUGGCGGCUGCUGGAGUCAACAUUUGCGUUGAAGCCGUACAAGAAAACCAAAUUCAAGAAUGUCGAGUUGUGGAGAGAACAGAUGGAGAGGGCCAGGAGAUACAAGAAGUAUACGUUCAGCCGCUGUCCAUGUCAGAGAACUUAAGUAAACUUGCCCACAAGAUAGACUUUUACAAAGAUGAAUCUGAUGACAAGAAAGGAUCGUCGGGUGACAUUGACAAGGAAAGUGAUGAUAAGAAUGCUACAUCAUUCCAGCCAUCACUUUGGCCCUGGGACUCCGUCAGGAACAAAAUCAAGGGCUCCCUGACGGAGAUGAGUGUACUUCUGGAUGUUCUCAAUAUUACCAAGGAGAAGCGCUAUAUGAUCCUAGACCAGGUGUCCCAGCCUUCACCUGAUCCCAAACCUCAACUUCAACUCCAACUCCUCUCCAAGAAAUCGGCCCUCAAUGAGGCGACAAACGUCUUGUUAAGUGGGGCGGAAAGAUUACGACGAUCACAGUCUGAGAUGGGUAGUAAACCACAGGGAGAUUUCCACAUGGAGCUGCUCAAACUCCGACAGAACUGGCGACUGAAGAAGGCUGGCAAGUUGAUACUGGGGGACCUCAGCUACAAAUCAGCUGGAUCACGAUACUGGCAGGGAGGAACAUUUGAGGUGGUCAAGAGUACUACUGUUGGCGAGGGAUCUGAAUCUGGGGCCAUGCUACCUAAGGGCAGUCUAGAGGUCAUAAUUCCUAGUGAACUGGAGGGUGUUGCAUACAUUCAAGUGGAGGUCAAGGUGGUCCCAGAGGCCAUGGACUUGAUGAGUGCCAUUCUGAAGAUCUCCUCUGGCCUUGGCACCAUACCUACUGAUGCUUACUGGAAGCAGAAACUCGAGGUGGCACAGAACGUCCUCUUCUGUAAAGAAAUUUUUGCACAGUUGGCCCGAGAAGCAGUCCAAAGUAAAUCGUCAGUACCUCAUCUAGUCGUGGGCAACCAAAUCAUCACAAAUAUAUUCCCUGGUAUUCAACUUUCCAUUGUACUGUGCCAUUCUCCUGGGAAAGAGAAAGAGAAAAAGCAGUCAUCAACGCCUCACAAAUUGGACCACAAUCACGUUUUAGAGCACUCCCUCCAUCAGCUAUUACGUGAGCUCCACUUCAAAAAUAUCCACUUCUCGCCACCACAUCCUGUCACAGCAGUCAUCGGCAUCUCAAAGAAACGGCGACUUGCAGGACCCAAUGCCCUGUCACGCUCAGAACUGACUGAAAUGAUUGAAAAUGAAAGUUUACUGCAUCAGAUCAUCAAGCAGACAAAGCACAGUGUUUUACGCCUCAGAACCAUGAAGACAAUAGAUCGCUAUGCUUCCUCACAGAAGGAUCCUAACUUAGCAACACACUGGAACUGUACCAACAACAGUUUAGAGGCAAGCUGUCGGGUAGUUAUCACAUCCCAGGGAUAUGAUCUGCGGGUAUGGCACAGUUUUGUGUUGAACAUCGGAGUGGACAUGGUAAAGGCUGUCACACGUGAGGGGCGUGUCUACACAUUUUCCUAUGAGGAGCGGGAACUGGAAGAUUUCAUCAUGUGGCAGAUAUCUCAGCACCAGUUAAGUGUUUCCCAGAACCUAGCCCGAAUGAUGGGAUGGCAGAUGCUCAGUACCAGUACUGCCCUUGGUGUGGGGGACAUGGAGGAUGUGAGCACAGCCUCAUCACUAGUACUAGCUUCACCAAACCAUGAUAGGGUACUGGCAAUCAAGAGUGGGCCAAGUAGUGGUGUAAAGGUCUUCCUCCAGUGCCAUUCCAAAGAUCACAACAGCAAGAACAGGGCUGUAUUAAAGGACAUUAAAUGGCAAAGCAUUGGUACAGACUUUCAGUCUGUUGACCUUGAACGGUUUGAUGGACGUAGUUUUGCAUCAAAGUUUGAACUCUUGUUGGCAGUGCUCACACGAUCAUCAAAGUGAUAGCUAUAAAUAUGUAUUUAUAGUCUAUUUUUUGUGACAUAUGGAGGUAUGCUGGAGAAGAAGUUUUAAUUGGAGGAAUUGUAUGAUGCUUCAAAUUAUAAAUGCAUGAUGGUCACAGAAAUGUGAGCUGAAUGUCUGAUCUGACAAACAAUAGGCUAGUAGAUUGUUCUCUGACAAACAUGGCCCCAAGUAGAUCACCUGACAAACAGUUGACAAAGGAAUUGCUGUCUAAUUAGUAGGACGUCCAUUGCAUCAUGGGAUAAACAUAUGCCAGUGGAGCAUUAGAUAACGGAUGCCCAGUGGAGCAUUAGUUAACGGAUGCCCAGUGGAGCAUUAGAUAAACAGAUGCCCAGUGGAGCAUUAGAUAAACAGAUGCCCAGUGGAGCAUUAUAUAAACGGAUGCCCAGUGGAGCAUUAGAUAAACGGAUGCCCAGUGGAGCAUUAGAUAAACAGAUGCCCAGUGGAGCAUUAGAUAAACAGAUGCCCUGUGGAGCAUUAGAUAAACAGAUGCCCAGUGGAGCAUUAGAUAAACAGAUGCCCAGUGGAGCAUUAGAUAAACACAUGCCCAGUGGAGCAUUAGAUAAACACAUGCCCAGUGGAGCAUUAGAUAAACGGAUGCCCAGUGGAGCAUUAGAUAAACAAACGCCCAGUGGAGCAUUAGAUAAACGGAUACCCAGUGGAGCAUUAGAUAAACACAUGCCCAGUGGAGCAUUAGAUAAACACAUGCCCAGUGGAGCAUUAGAUAAACACAUGCCCAGUGAAGCAUGGCAUAAACUAUUGCAUGCUCUCAAUGAAUUGUCUAUCAAGCAGGCAGCCUAAAAUAUAUAGUUGUCCUACAUUCAUGAGUUUAACUGUUUUUUUUAUACCAAUUUCAGCCCAUCACAUGGUUCAGUGAUCGGGUGCCUACUUUUAAUUAGUAAUGUUUUUUUAUAAGCAAACCGCUAUCUUUCAAACAAAACAUCAUAACUCAUCUUUCAUUCAUUUGAUUAUAGACAGAUUUGUUAAAUGUAGGUUUAUUUCGACUAGAAACACUUCCAAACAUCAUCUCUUUGACAUGUAUGUAUGACACUGAUGUCUUAUACUAGAGAUAGACAUACCUACGCUGCGUUUAUAUCAUCAGCUCACUUGUCAACACAACUAAAUGUAUUUCUGUCGAAUUGGAGUACUCUGCCAAGGAUAAUAAGAUAUCACUUUAUAAAGCCCAGUGCUCUUUGUUAGUUGUGUUAAGACAUUGAUGAUGAAUGAAGCCUGUUAAAAAAGUCAUAUACAUUUUGUAUUUCUUAUUGAAGAUAAGAAUUUUACAUCCGAAAGUUAUUUCACAGAAAUUGUGGAUUGUGUACAAUAAAAUGAUAUUGAUUA